AGUUUCUUGGUUGAGCGUUCCAAAUUCUCCCAUUAAUUUUAAUAGAAGUGGCCCAUCUCUGCUAAAUAUCUCUGGUAACAUCUAGAAUUUCGAGUUUCCACCUUGAACUUCCGACUUCGCAUGGUCAAUAAUGUACUCGGAACUAGUAAUUACGAUAUUUCCGAGUCCGCUUGAAGGGCACGUAAAACCCACUUUGACUUUUGACACAACAGCACUUGCGUAGUACGCCUCGGACGGUCCCUUCGCUGAACCCGCACCGAUAGAGAUACAUGGAAGCGCACACGCAUUUCAAUAAGCGGACAGGACUGAAAAUCGUUCUGGAGGGGAACCAGCCCGAAAUGGUUGAUGCAGUUAGGUCCGGACGUGGCCACAGCAACACCGGGGCAUGUUGGCGAUGGCUGGUCAGCCUUGCGCUCUACGCGUCAUCUCUUGGGCUGGGAAUGGCCAUCUCUGUAUUGGGCCCUACCUUUGAAGACCUGGCUAUUAAUGUCAACAAGAACAUCAGUAAUUUGUCCUAUAUCUUUGUGGGUCGUUCAUCGGGAUAUGCUGGAGGCUCUCUGUUAGGAGGGAUCCUGUUUGACUGCGUGAAUUCCCAUUUGUUGCUGGGCUUCUCAUUGUUGAUCACAUCAUUUGGGAUGUUUGGGACUCCAUUCUGUAAACAAGCUUGGCUGCUCACAGCUUUGGUGUCUAGUGUGGGGAUGUCAAUGGGUGUUAUAGAUACAGGUGGUAAUGUUCUCAUACUGAACACAUGGGGAGAACAGGCUGGCCCUCACAUGCAGGCUCUGCACUUCAGCUUUGCCGCUGGAGCAUUUGCCUCCCCGAUAAUAGCCAAGCUGCUGUUUGGCCAAAAGAAAGAUCCCAGCAUGAAUUCCACAACUUAUGCUCCUCCAUUGUCUGUCAGCUCCUCCAAGACCAUCCUUCCAUUUUCCCAUCCCAAGAUCAACAUUAUAUCAUCCAUGUGGGCCUACAUUGUAAUUGGUGCAUUUGUAUUAUUGGUGUCACUCCUCUUUUUCAUCCUGUAUUUCAGUAGCCCCCCCAUCUCAAACCGAGUUAAGACAGCUUCAGGAAAGCCGCUGUUCUCCAAACACCACAACACUCUCAUAUUCCUGCUGUCCAUGUUUUUUUUCUUCUACGUUGGUGGAGAAGUAGCAUAUGGGUCCUUUAUAUUCACCUACGCGAAGGUCUACGCUGGUAUGGAUGAGGCUCAAGCAGCAGGGCUGAACUCUGUUUUUUGGGGAACGUUCGCAGCUGGCCGUGGUCUGGCUAUCUUUUUUGCAACUUGUUUGCACCCAGGCACCCUGAUCCUGCUGAGUGUAGUGUGCACUACAGUUUCCUCACUCCUGCUGAUGCUUUUAAGCAGAAGUAACCCUGUCCUCUGGAUUUGCACCGCCCUGUAUGGUCUCUCCAUGUCUACCAUCUUUCCCAGUGGGAUUUCAUGGUUGGAGCAGUACACAAAAGUGACAGGGCGGUCAGCAUCAGUGUUUGUAGUGGGAGCAGCCCUUGGCGAGAUGGCACUGCCAGCCCUGUUGGGCUUCUUACUGGGGAGGGUGCACAAACAGCCAUUGUUGAUGUACCUGGCAUUCGGCACAUCCAUCUUCACUUCCAUCCUCUUCCUUAUCAUGUACAAACUAGCAUCACGAGGAAGGGACUCUUAUAUACAGAAAGUGCUGGGUAAACACACCACGGAUAACAGUGAGUACUGCCAAGCCCUACUAGACAAUAUGGAGGAAUUGGAGGAGCUGGAAAAUAUUGGUGAAACCAACCAAUUUAAAUAUACAGAUGAUGCCAGCCUUGCAAACUCCACUGCCAAUGCUUCAGUGUCAUCUGAUGUUGCAGCCACUGCUCAUGCUGAGCAGUCAAUGGGCACUUCAGCAGACCCCACAGAUCCUGUCUCUAAGACUUUCCUCAAUAGGGAAGACUGAAUUUCCAGACCUGCUAUUCCAGAUCAGAUCCAGUUUCUAUUAAUUUGACCCAAUCUAGGCUUCUAAACUCUGCUUUCCUUAAUGCUUCAAGUUCUAUGUCUCUUCUUUCUCAUUUGCCAUGAAUGUUGAACUGCAGGAACAAUUUUCAGUUCAUGAUGUUUUCCAUUUGAAGAGGACAUUCUGCAAUCAAAGGCCCUGGAGGCAAGAUGGUAAAAUGUCUGAAAAGUUUUAUUGUUGAAAUUGUAUUAAAUUAAAUUAAUUAUUUAAAGUAAUUAUUGAAGACUCACAAUGUAAGUUGUGUAUUCACUAAAUAUUUCUAGUAAUUUUGUAUUUAUUUUUUGCCUUCAAAUGUUAUGUUUAGAAUUGAUGGAAUUUUCCCAUCUUUGGCAUGCCACAGAAAAUAAUUUUGACUCGUUCCAGAAACAAGUGUUUAAAGUAAUACACUUACAGUCAAAGUCAAAGGGACAAAACAGAAAUUUUCAGCAAAUUAUUUUGUUAUAUAACAUAUAAUCUUUGAUUUUAGCUGUAAAGUUGAUUAAACAGCCCUUUUAGAAGAUGGGACCACUGUUCUAGAUUGAUAAUCUUGUGGUCAUGCCUUAGCUUUGCUCUAGAUCAAUAUGAGUACUGGCAGGGGCGUAGCACCAAAUUUUGGGCCCUGGGUACAAACCAUCUUGCUGGGCCCCCGUACCAAAUACCAUAGUGAUACCAGUGGGUUGGGGUAUUGCAUUUUUUUCAUAAAAACACUUAAAAUGUAAACAAAAUAAGCCACACUCUGAUUAAUAUUUUUUUGUUUUAUUGUCAUAAGUACUACUUACUGAGAUGACAAAAGGUCUAGCAGGUGCAAACCUGGACUAAAUCAAAUAUACUGUAAAGCAGUUCUGAACAAUGACCAUACAAAAUGAGAAAAACUUUGGUCUGUACAUUAAUAAACACAAACUAAAUGUCAGUUUUUACUAAAUGCCCAUUGACGGGUCUUUGCAUGUGCAAAUUUGCUGAUCAGGUCUUUAAAGUCCAGUUUUUUGGCCAACUGACUUUCUACAGAGUGUAUGGCAAGGCUGUUCAGUCUAUCCUGGGACAUUGUUGAUCUUAAAUAGUUCUUUACAAGUUUAAGUUUACUGAAAGCACGUUCCCCUCUAGCAACAGUCACUGGGAGUGUACAAAAGAUCCUCAAGCCAAUGCAAACUUCUCCAAAAAUGCUUUCUAGCUG
Molecule: messenger RNA, 3129 nt
Organism: Xyrauchen texanus (razorback sucker)
Lineage: Eukaryota; Metazoa; Chordata; Actinopteri; Cypriniformes; Catostomidae
Product: sodium-dependent glucose transporter 1-like
Exons: 4
Coding region: 270-1922 (550 amino acids)
Biological process (GO): transmembrane transport
Source: RefSeq, a predicted model, not a curated record